Messenger RNA from Salvelinus fontinalis (brook trout), 7485 nucleotides. RefSeq names its product docking protein 3 (gene dok3). Gene Ontology annotation, cellular component: cytoplasm. Lineage: Eukaryota; Metazoa; Chordata; Actinopteri; Salmoniformes; Salmonidae. The record is from RefSeq and is a predicted model, not a curated record. Gene Ontology annotation, biological process: cell surface receptor protein tyrosine kinase signaling pathway; positive regulation of MAPK cascade. The transcript is spliced from 6 exons. Bases 739 to 2475 code for a protein of 578 amino acids.
UUCGGACUGUAGAAAUGUGUGUUGAAAUACCGCGGUCUUCGAUAGAAUUACCUUCAGAAAGGGAAGUGAGAAGGGUGUCUUCCGUAACCAUGGUGAACACGAUAAGAAGUUUUAGAUUAUAACUAAGAAUGAGUUUAAUCAUCGCACUACAGCUCUGUUACGAUCUGUUUUAAUUUAUUACAUAUAUUACUUGUUUAUUUUCCGCAUGUCUUUUCUGGUGAGACAUGUAAACAUAUAUUUAUUUUUUUAAAGUCAGAUGGAGAGAAAAAUAGUAUCUUUCUCUGGUAAAUGACGUGUUUGUAGAGAGGAAGGAAGGGAACCUAGACCACUUGCUUCUGCUGAUCUGCAGGUUCACUAUCGCCUCAGACUGCUGCGUUGACUACGCUGGAACACAGCUGCAGUGGAGAGACGGGGGGGGGAAGGGACUGUCAGUUGGUAGUGGUGGAUGUAGCCGUGUUAACACAGACUGGGGAGGCUGCUGAACUCUGAGGUGCUGGUGGUUAACCUAACGAACAGAAAUUAGAACAGACUACAGAGUUUUUUAUGGGAGAAUAAACUAACGAACAGAAAUUAGAACAGACUACAGCGUUUCAGGGGAGGAUAACCUAACGAACAGAAAUUAGAACAGACUUCAGAGUUUUACUAGAGGAUAACCUAACGAACAGACUUGAGAGAGUACGUAGGCUACACUAGGGUGGAGGUCCAGGACUGUUUGAUUACCUCACACAGAGGGAGAGGAUGGAGGUUGUGUUCAAGGAGGGGAUGCUCUACGUUAAGGGCAACAAGUUUGGAAAGAAAACGUGGAGGAAGACGUGGAUGGUUCUCUACCCCUCUAGCCUUUUCGGCAUCGGUCGAGUCGAAUUCUACGACAUCCUUGACGGAGGCCACACAGCCGCCAGCUCCAAGUCCAAGUCCACCCAGUGUAGGAGGAUUGUUCAGCUGUGUGACUGCCUCAGUGUUACCCUGGCCCCAGAGGAGAGCUGCCCUCCAGCCCUACCUAACGACGACUGUAGAGCGUUUGACCUGAACACCACACAAAGGAGAUACAUCCUGGCCUCAGAGAACUACCAUGACUGGGUGGAGGCUCUCUGUCAACUAGCCUUCCAGAAAGAGCCUGGACACAAGGACACCAGAGAGGAGAGAGGAGGUGGGGUGGAGAUACCCAUGGAGGAGAAUGAGCUGUAUGCUACCUGGAAGACAGCCCAAUACCAGGUGACAGUUAAGACCAAUGAGGCGUCGAGGAGAUGUCAGCUGACAGGAAGUUACCUCCUCUUGCCAGAACGAGACGCCAUAUUGCUCCAGGACAUCCAGACUGGUGUGACCGUCUACUGCUGGCCUUACCACCUCCUACGACGCUUCGGACAGGUCAAGGGGGGCUUCAGCAUCGAGGCGGGCCGUCGCUGUAGCUCGGGAGAGGGUCAAUUCACCUUCCUGUCCGUGCACGCUCCUCAGAUCUACAAGGCCAUGGAAGAUGCUCUCACUCUGCACGGCGAGAUGGACAAUGAAAACACCAAGACCUCUAUCCAGCCUCCUAGCAACUCGUCGUCUCCUCAACUUCCUCAUUCUUCCCCCUCUACUCACCUUCCACGUAACUCAUCAUCUCCUCAACUUCCUCAUUCUUCCCCCUCUACUCACUCUCCACGUAACUCAUCGUCUCCUCAACUUCCUCAUUCUUCCCCCUCUACUCAUCCUUCUUGUAAUUCCCCCUCCUCUUCUCAUCACCCUCCUAUCAAACAAAGAGUCCACACCCACACCCGCACCGAACUAUCAGACAGACCCGCUGCACCUCCUCUACCAAUGAGAAACAACCUCUUACCCAGCCCUCCAAUCAUAUCUCCUGUUACUGAACAGGUUCCGGGGCCUGAGCCAAUGGCUGACUCUGAUUGUGGUCUGUAUGCCACUAUAGUGGACCACCUCCCCCCCAGAAUGAAGCACCCGUCAACUCCACUCAGGACGCAGCACAGCCUGCAUCUCUAUGACGAGAAAGAGGAGGAAGAAGAGAGGUGCCACUCCCUGGAUACUGUCAACCUGAAUAAACUGGGGCUGGGUACAGGGCUGGGGGUGGGGCUGGGCCUGGGAGAGGGGUCUCCUUAUUACAACCUGAGAAGGGGUAUUACUGGGAGGGCAGAGGAGGAGGAGGAGGAAGAGGAGGAGAGAGAGAGGGAGAGUGUGGUGGGUAGCUCACAGUGUAUCUAUGCUUUAGUGAGCAAGCCCUCUGAGACCCAGCCACUGCCUCUGGCCUUGUCCCUGCCUCAACCCCAAACCCAGUCCCGGUCUAUGCCAAACCUCUCCCGCCUGCAGACUCAGCUACAGGGGGAAGAGGAGAUGGGCUUGGGGGGCUCCAUCACCCCCAACCACGACCCUAUCAGUUUUAAACAGAAGCUCUCUGACAUCCUGGGUAAGGAUCUGGCUAAGUUACAGCAGCCCCUACCAGCAGCCCCAUCACCCCCAACACCAAGAGGCAGUGAAUACUAAUGUCUCCCGUUACUAAAAGACUGUGACUGUUAUACCAGCUCUAUCAGAACUAGAUGACAUGGGGCGGUGACUGUUAUACCAGCUCUAUGAGAACUAGAUGACAUGGGGAGGUGACUGUUAUACCAGCUUUAUCAGAACUAGAUGACAUGGGGAGGUGACUGUUAUACCAGCUCUAUGAGAACUAGAUGACAUGGGUUGGUGACUUAUACCAGCUCUAUCAGAACUAGAUGACAUGGGGGGGUGACUGUUAUACCAGCUCUAUCAGAACUAGAUGACCUGGGGAGGUGACUGUUAUACCAGCUCUAUCAGAACUAGAUGACAUGGGGAGGUGACUGUUAUACCAGCUCUAUCAGAACUAGAAGACAUGGGGAGGUGACUGUUAUACCAGCUCUAUCAGAACUAGAUGACAUGGGGAGGUGACUGUUAUACCAGCUCUAUCAGAACUAGAUGACAUGGGGAGGUGACUGUUAUACCAGCUCUAUCAGAACUAGAUGACAUGGGUUGGUGACUUAUACCAGCUUUAUCAGAACUAGAUGACAUGGGGAGGUGACUGUUAUACCAGCUCUAUCAGAACUAGAUGACAUGGGGAGGUGACUGUUAUACCAGCUCUAUCAGCUCUAUCAAAACUAGAUGACAUGGGGAGGUGACUGUUAUACCAGCUCUAUCAGAACUAGAUGACAUGGGGUGGUGACUGUUAUACCAGCUCUAUCAGAACUAGAUGACAUGGGGAGGUGACUGUUAUACCAGCUCUAUCAGAACUAGAUGACACGGGGGAGGUGACUGUUAUACCAGCUCUAUCAGAACUAGAUGACAUGGGGAGGUGACUGUUAUACCAGCUCUAUCAGAACUAGAAGACAUGGGGAGGUGACUGUUAUACCAGCUCUAUCAGAACUAGAUGACAUGGGGAGGUGACUGUUAUACCAGCUCUAUCAGAACUAGAUGACAUGGGUUGGUGACUUAUACCAGCUCUAUCAGAACUAGAUGACAUGGGGGGGUGACUGUUAUACCAGCUCUAUCAGAACUAGAUGACAUGGGGAGGUGACUGAUAUACCAGCUCUAUCAGAACUAGAUGACAUGGGGAGGUGACUGUUAUACCAGCUCUAUCAGAACUAGAUUACAUGGGGAGGUGACUGUUAUAACAGCUCUAUCAGAACUAGAUGACAUGGGGCGGUGACUGAUAUACCAGCUCUAUCAGCUCUAUCAGAACUAGAUGACAUGGGGAGGUGACUGUUAUACCAGCUCUAUCAGCUCUAUCAGAACUAGAUGACAUGGGGAGGUGACUGUUAUUCCAGCUCUAUCAGAACUAGAUGACAUGGGGAGGUGACUGUUAUACCAGCUCUAUCAGUUCUAUCAGAACUAGAUGACAUGGGGAGGUGACUGUUAUACCAGCUCUAUCAGAACUAGAUGACAUGGGGAGGUGACUGUUAUACCAGCUCUAUCAGAACUAGAUGACAUUGGGAGGUGACUGUUAUACCAGCUCUAUCAGAACUAGAAGACAUGGGGAGGUGACUGUUAUACCAGCUCUAUCAGAACUAGAUGACAUGGGGGAGGUGACUGUUAUACCAGCUCUAUCAGCUCUAUCAGAACUAGAUGACAUGGGGAGGUGACUGUUAUACCAGCUCUAUCAGAACUAGAUGACAUGGGGAGGUGACUGUUAUACCAGCUCCAUCAGAACUAGAUGACAUGGGGAGGUGACUGUUAUACCAGCUCUAUCAGCUCUAUCAGAACUAGAUGACAUGGGGAGGUGACUGUUAUACCAGCUCUAUCAGAACUAGAUGACAUGGGGGGGUGACUGUUAUACCAGCUCUAUCAGAACUAGAUGACAUGGGGGGUGACUGUUAUAUCAGCUCUAUCAGAACUAGAUUACAUGGGGAGGUGACUGUUAUACCAGCUCUAUCAGAACUAGAUGACAUGGGGAGGUGACUGUUAUACCAGCUCUAUCAGCUCUAUCAGAACUAGAUGACAUGGGGAGGUGACUGUUAUACCAGCUCUAUCAGAACUAGAUGACAUGGGGAGGUGACUGUUAUACCAGCUCUAUCAGAACUAGAUGACAUGGGGAGGUGACUGUUAUACCAGCUCUAUCAGAACUAGAUGACAUGGGGUGGUGACUGUUAUACCAGCUCUAUCAGAACUAGAAGACAUGGGGGGGUGACUGUUAUACCAGCUCUAUCAGAACUAGAUGACAUGGGGGGGUGACUGUUAUACCAGCUCUAUCAGAACUAGAUUACAUGGGGAGGUGACUGUUAUACCAGCUCUAUCAGAACUAGAUGACAUGGGGAGGUGACUGUUAUACCAGCUCUAUCAGCUCUAUCAGAACUAGAUGACAUGGGGAGGUGACUGUUAUACCAGCUCUAUCAGCUCUAUCAGAACUAGAUGACAUGGGGAGGUGACUGUUAUACCAGCUCUAUCAGAACUAGAUGACAUGGGUUGGUGACUUAUACCAGCUCUAUCAGAACUAGAUGACAUGGGGGGGGUGACUGUUAUACCAGCUCUAUCAGAACUAGAUUACAUGGGGAGGUGACUGUUAUACCAGCUCUAUCAGAACUAGAUGACAUGGGGAGGUGACUGUUAUACCAGCUCUAUCAGAACUAGAUGACAUGGGGAGGUGACUGUUAUACCAGCUCUAUCAGCUCUAUCAGAACUAGAUGACAUGGGGGGGUGACUGUUAUACCAGCUCUAUCAGCUCUAUCAGAUCUAGAUGACAUGGGGAGGUGACUGUUAUACCAGCUCUAUCAGAACUAGAUGACAUGGGGUGGUGACUGUUAUACCAGCUCUAUCAGAACUAGAUGACAUGGGGGGGGUGACUGUUAUACCAGCUCUAUCAGAACUAGAUUACAUGGGGAGGUGACUGUUAUAACAGCUCUAUCAGAACUAGAUGACAUGGGGCGGUGACUGAUAUACCAGCUCUAUCAGCUCUAUCAGAACUAGAUGACAUGGGGAGGUGACUGAUAUAACAGCUCUAUCAGAACUAGAUGACAUGGGGAGAUGACUGUUAUAUCAGCUCUAUCAGACCUAGAUGACAUGGGGAGGUGACUGUUAUACCAGCUCUAUCAGAACUAGAUGACAUGGAGAGGUGACUGUUAUACCAGCUCUAUCAGAACUAGAUGACAUGUGGGGGUGACUGUUAUACCAGCUCUAUCAGCUCUAUCAGAACUAGAUGACAUGGGGAGGUGACUGUUAUACCAGCUCUAUCAGAACUAGAAGACAUGGAGAGGUGACUGUUAUACCAGCUCUAUCAGCUCUAUCAGAACUAGAAGACAUGGGGAGGUGACUGUUAUACCAGCUCUAUCAGCUCUAUCAGAACUAGAUGACAUGGGGGGGUGACUGUUAUACCAGCUCUAUCAGAACUAGAUGACCUGGGGAGGUGACUGUUAUACCAGCUCUAUCAGAACUAGAUGACAUGGGGAGGUGACUGUUAUACCAGCUCUAUCAGCUCGAUCAGAACUAGAUGACAUGGGGAGGUGACUGUUAUACCAGCUCUAUCAGAACUAGAUGACAUGGGGAGGUGACUGUUAUACCAGCUCUAUCAGCUCUAUCAGAACUAGAUGACAUGGGGUGGUGACUGUUAUACCAGCUCUAUCAGAACUAGAUGACAUGGGGGGGUGACUGUUAUACCAGCUCUAUCAGCUCUAUCAGAACUAGGUGACAUGGGGAGGUGACUGUUAUACCAGCUCUAUCAGAACUAGGUGACAUGGGGAGGUGACUGUUAUACCAGCUCUAUCAGAACUAGAUGACAUGGGGGAGGUGACUGUUAUACCAGCUCUAUCAGAACUAGAUGACAUGGGGGAGGUGACUGUUAUACCAGCUCUAUCAGCUCUAUCAAAACUAGAUGACAUGGGGAGGUGACUGUUAUACCAGCUCUAUCAGCUCUAUCAGAACUAGAUGACAUGGGGGGGUGACUGUUAUACCAGCUCUAUCAGCUCUAUCAGAACUAGAUGACAUGGGGGGGUGACUGUUAUACCAGCUCUAUCAGAACUAGAUGACAUGGGGUGGUGACUGUUAUACCAGCUCUAUCAGAACUAGAUGACAUGGGGGGGUGACUGUUAUACCAGCUCUAUCAGCUCUAUCAGAACUAGAUGACAUGGGGUGGUGACUGUUAUACCAGCUCUAUCAGAACUAGAUGACAUGGGGGGGUGACUGUUAUACCAGCUCUAUCAGCUCUAUCAGAACUAGGUGACAUGGGGAGGUGACUGUUAUACCAGCUCUAUCAGAACUAGGUGACAUGGGGAGGUGACUGUUAUACCAGCUCUAUCAGAACUAGAUGACAUGGGGAGGUGACUGUUAUACCAGCUCUAUCAGAACUAGAUGACAUGGGGGAGGUGACUGUUAUACCAGCUCUAUCAGCUCUAUCAGAACUAGAUGACAUGGGGGGGUGACUGUUAUACCAGCUCUAUCAGAACUAGAUGACAUGGGGAGGUGACUGUUAUACCAGCUCUAUCAGAACUAGAUGACAUGGGGAGGUGACUGUUAUACCAGCUCUAUCAGAACUAGUUGACAUGGGGGGGGGGGGGACUUUGGUCCCUGAAGACCUGCCAGUAUUAAAAGUGUAUUGUGUGCAUUUGUAUAUUGCAUUUAUUUCAGCAUUUAGCCUAGAAAUCCCCCCCACAACCUCUCUACACCCCUGGUCCCAGUGAAGCCAAAAUACCGUGGCUGUAAUUAUCACUACUCGGACUCUACCCCUACCUAAUCUCAUCUACCCAGAACAAUAUCAUGUAAGUUAUAUAGUCUGUCCACAAGACAUGCUAUGAGAGGAGACCGACCAGCGCUAUUCAAAACAAUAGGAUUCCAUCAAAAGUGUUGUGUGCGUGUGUGCAUUUGUAAAUUGCAUUUUUAAUUUCAACAUUUACAUAUUACGGAUGUAUCUCUUGCAUUAAAUACAAAUAUAUUGAAACAACAUAUUGAGUUGACUAAAAGAAGGUUAUGCAUUGAUUUCUCAUGCCAAUAAAGUCCUUUGACUACACAGUGUUGAAGCUGUUGAAAUUAAAUCAGAGUGAAUUAUUCUGGAAAAUU